This is a messenger RNA of Alligator mississippiensis (American alligator), 8069 nucleotides long. Its product is annotated as butyrophilin subfamily 1 member A1-like. Lineage: Eukaryota; Metazoa; Chordata; Crocodylia; Alligatoridae. The record is from RefSeq and is a predicted model, not a curated record. The transcript is spliced from 10 exons. The coding region runs from base 1599 to 2276 and encodes 225 amino acids. Gene Ontology annotation, molecular function: protein binding.
CCCUGCAGGGUGUUGCAGGCUGUGUUGCUGAACUACAAAUCCCAGAGGCAUCUGGAAGCAGGAAGAGGAAGUGAUGAGCGGUGAUGAGCAACUCUGCAGAGUCCUGAACUUUCUUUAUAAUAUAAAGAAAGAAAACCACUUUUGGCUGUGGUGCUCCUACCUGAGUACGCAUAUCGGCACUAUAUUAGGUCAAUGGUCAAUGCUGUCUUUCCCUGGGACUUCUGUUCCCAUUUUCCUUUCCAGACAAGUUCUUAGGCUCCCGAAGAGUUAGUGGCAGGAAAUGCUUGUUACUAACAUCAAAGCACUCAAAAGCUCUUAGGGCCAGACUUUUUUGGAGGCAUCUAAAAGUCCCCACCACUUUCACAACACUUCCGGACAUGUAAGUGCUGGUGUCUGCGCAUGUGCAGCCGGCUGCGCCCUGCCCAGGAACCUGCUCUUCCUUUCACUUUUCAAGCUAACAAAUGCUGGAAGAUGAAAACGCAUAUAGAAGUUUGAAAUUAGAAAGAACUGGACAGAAAAGCUACAAUUAAACACCAUAGCUCAUUUACUAUGGGAAUUAGAUGUGGAUGUUGCUAUUUCAUAAUCUGAACGACUUUUUCCAACUUGAGAAAACCGAAGACGUGUUUCGGGGGCGGAACACAGCACAGCACUGCUCAGCAGGACCAGCCAGGUGAAUACUUUUCUGCCUUCCCCUUGUGCUUUGGAUAAAGUUUCAGUGAAGAAGAUGCCUUCCUCAUUGUGCCAAAUCUCCAGAGUCUCCACAUCACUGCCUGGUUUACUCACACUCUUCAUUACUUUUCAUACUUGCAAGGUGGAAUCAGACACUGAAUAUCUAAUGUUGGACAAUCAGCUGCAGUUAAAGUUGCUCAGCCCUUUCUAUUUUAAGCCUGUGUUUUCAGUUGUUUGUCAUUUUCCCAGUCCAGGCUGAAACUCUGCCAGCCCUGUUUACAGUUGUUGGACCUGAUCAGCCAAUCACUGCCAUUGUGGGGGAAGAGAUCGUAUUGCCAUGCCGCCUGUCCCCCAACAUGAGCGCUGCGAACAUGGACGUGAGGUGGUUCCGACCUGGGUCUACAAAUGAUGUUCAUCUGUACCGUGGUGGGAGAGAUCGGUUUGGAGGACAGAUGCCAGAAUACAAGAGAAGGACAGAGUUUUGGAAAAAUGGCCUCACAGAUGGAAAUGUUUCCUUGAGGAUUCUCAAUAUUGGGCCUUCAGAUGAAGGGCUAUACAUCUGCCUUGUUGAAGAUGAUAUUACUUAUAAAGAAGCUGUAAUAGAACUGAAGGUAACAGCUUUAGGCUCUAAUCCUAUCAUCUCUGUGGAGGAUUACCAGAAGGGAGGGAUCCGCGCGACGUGUCGAUCAGCUGAGUGGUACCCAGAGCCCCAGGUGCUGUGGAGAAAUGCCCAGGGGCAUCAUAUAGCAUCGCUUUCUGAAAUCAAAUCCCCAAAGGUGAAUGGCCUGUUUGAAACAGAAAUUUCUGUUGUCAUAAACGGACAUUCAAACCCGAACUUGUCCUGUUGGAUCAGGAACAGCCUCCUCGACUGAGAGAAGGAAUCAGCAAUUCAUAUAUCAGCUCUCUUUUUUCCCAGUGUGAAUCCCUGGAUGGUGGCACUGAGCGUACUCCUCGUGGUUGUGUUAAGUUUCACAAUCCUGAAUGUAUAUCUCUUCAAAAUAAAUGGAAAUCUUCAACGAGACCUUGGGUGGAAAAGAGCUGUGAUCUGUCCAGGGCUGAGGCAAACUGCACCGCCUUUGGAAAAAGACGACGUAACUCUGGAUCCAGACACGGCUCAUCCUGAGCUCGACCUCUCUGAGGAUGGGAAAAGUGUGAGACGGACACACACACGGCAGCGCCUGCCCUACAAUCCUGAGAGAUUUGACAGUUGGUGCUGUGUCCUGGGCCGUGAGGGAUUCACCUCCGGGAGACACUGGUGGGAGGUGGAGGUGGGGGAGGGGGGAUGGUGGGCCGUGGGGGUGGCCAGAGAGUCUGUGAGGAGGGAGGGAUGGAUCAACUUUAGCCCCGAGGAGGGGGUCUGGGCUGUGCGGUGCAAUGGGGAUCAGUACGAGGCUCUCACUGCCCCUGUUCCCACCCCCCUGCCCCUGGACCGGGCGCCCAGCAGGGUGGGGGUGUAUCUGGACUGCACAUUGGGGCGGGUGUCGUUUCUCGAUGCUGACACCUGGGCCCCGAUCUUCACCUUCCCGCCGGCCUCGUUCGCGGGGGGCAGGAUCCGGCCCUGGCUCCGGGUGGAGGUUAGUGAAAUGUAUCUCAGGCGGCACCAGUGAGAGGUGUUGUAUAAUAUUUGCUGCUUGCUCCCGAGUGACCAGCUGUCAUUUUUAGGAAAGUACUGACUGUACUAAUUUACAGAUAAGCAGCCGCCAUGUACUAACUCACAGAUAGCAGCCGCAGCCAUUGCGUAUAUUGUCACGCUAUUGCCGUAACUGUUGGGCACUCCCUCAAACCCAGGGGGAGACCACCAUAUAAGGGAACUUACAGAAUAAUACAAGCCAAUUGUUUCACGGGGACACUGAAAAUUGUGGCAGCCUUAUAAAACAACCAAGGAAUCCGGAAGAAAUCACUCAGGAGUCCGAGACUAAGCGAACAGGGUGGAAUCUGGCCAAUUCUAUCUCAGUCUCGCGAAUGCCCACCGAUAUCCAAAACCCAGGGUGACCCCUCCGUAUCCCGAACGAGUGAUCUCUCCCAGGGGAGUGAAUAACUGCAGUUUCUGUAACAGCUUUAAGAGAACUGAGCCUCACUGCCAACGUGAGUACAAAAAUAAAACUUUUUACAUUACUCUUUAAGUGCCAAGGGACUCUGCCUCUGUGUUAUUACCUCUUCGUUCUCGCCCAGGGCGUUUUACUCACACUGCCCGCCAAAUGGCGAUGAGGAUGGGAACUCUGAGAUGAGAAGGGAAAACACAUGCAGACCCCUUAGUAAAGUAUUGUCUGUGGGCGAACCAUCAGCGGCCUCCGUCCACCGACGCGGACGGCCUUUGGGCCCACAUUGCCUACCACCAGGUCGCACAGAAUGGAAAGUUAGGGGGCUAUUUGUCCAUCCAGCCAACCGACACCCUCACACACCAGCCCAGGACAGCUAAGGAAUGGGUGGUGUCCAGGCUCAAUCCCACUGCGCUUGGGUGCCUCCUGUCAUGCCCCUCUGUCCUGUACCGGCCCCCCGAUGUAGUGGCGGAGGUCGAACUUAGUCGGAUCAAACCAAUGGGUGGGGGCGUCGACCGCUUUGGGAAAUUGGACAGUUGGUCAUGUAUCUUAGACCCACCCCAAAGGCACAUGUCCUAGAGUCCAAAUGGGUUGGACCCUUCACUAUCAUUAAUUGAUUGAGCCCAACUGUGGUCCAAAUUGAUAAAGGAGAAUCUGGGAAAGGGGUGCAUGUGUCACAACUGAAACUGUUCAAAGGGGCAGAAUAAACCUAACCUUGAAUCUAACCUUGUCCUAAUAGGAUACUUCCCUUCAUCAUGAGAAGAGAGGUUUGAGAAGUGAAGGAGUAAAACUGCCUGACUUGUGAGGAACCAGGUAAACAAUCUCUUAACCCUGCUGGCCACCCUUCUUGGCUAGGAGGAAGGAACGGCUCCAUGGAAAUGCAUAGGAUCCAUGUCUGAUGUGUAGGAAAAUACGCAUCAGACAAGCUGAUCAGUGCUCACCCCAAUGUUGAGGCAGGGAAAGGCCAGAGAAGUCCUUGACUUAUGACGACCACCCUCUUAUAGGUAGUCACCCCAUUGGUCUACAAAGACUUGCAUUAAAGCAGGCACACAUCUGACUAAUUUACCUGAUCCCUUUCCCCUACCCCUCGAGCCAAUUCUGUUUUCUUUUGUUUUGUUUUAAUACUAAAGCUUUCAACAUGGAGAUCCUAGGUCUGCGGGAAAUCCUUUCCAUGUGGAUCCUCCUGCUUACUGCCAGCCUUCACUGUGAUUCAAACAGUGAACUGACAUUACAAAGCAAAGGUGUCAAAUGCUGUCUGGAGGUGGCUAGCAGUGAUACUAGCCUGGAAGGCAUCCAGGACCUACAGUGGCCGACCUCUCAGCAGAAAGGCUGCAAACAUUGGGCAGCCCACUCCUGUUGGAUUUGGAAUGGCAUACAUGAAUUUAACUUGCAUGAUUCCUCCCACCUUGUCAUUUUUCUCAAAUCUAGGUGCGAUCCCCAUGCAGUGUGUGUUCAUGUAGGAUUGAAUCCUGGUAGAGAAAUCCAGGAUUACCAGGGUGGUAAAGUCUGGAGAACCAACAGAAUUCCCAUUCCAGCAGAAGGAAGGGUAAUGCCAGGGUGGAUGCGGGAUAGACUGACUGGGAGUACUGGGCACUCCUGUGUUUUUAGACUGCUCCAUUUACCCAGACACACGCCUGCCCCCAUGGUGUCCACAACCAUACCCUCUCCACCACCACCUCCCCCCCUGUUCCUGUAUAGCGUGGAACCUUUCCAGUCCCCUGCCUGCUGGGGAACACACCAUCCAGGUGUGCUGGGGCAGCAAUAGUACUAGUCCAGACAUCCCAGCAUGAAUGAUCAUCAGCUUUCCACAAGGACAGUUGGCUGUCAACUUCACCCAUCCAAAAUCUGAACUCAUAGACUUUACCCUCAAUGCCACCAGCUGCCCUGAGGAGCGUCCCCUAUCCAGCUGUGGCACCCUAGUGUAUGACUUCUCAUUAUCCAGCUCUGGACUGUGGGAAGCUUCUACUUCCAAGGACUCCCCAACCCUAGCCGCAGAAAUCAUAAUCCAUGACAAAGCACAAAGACAUGUGAUUGGACCUUUCUUAGUAAAGCAGGAUAUCAGUAAACCUUUAUAGACUAAUAUGACACAAUCCCUGUGGAAUGCCACUCUCAAUCUGCAAUCCCACAGCAUCACCCAGUUGUAUCCACAGUGUGCCAAUUAUGUCAUCCUGCUAAGUGCUGGAUGGCAGGCUUGCACUCAGCAGCUCACAUAUGAGCCUUCUAACAGCUCUGGAUCCAGUGGCCCAUGACACCAAUGAUCGCUAUAUGCAGUGCUGGGAGCAAUGGGUACUGGCACCGGUAUCUUUAAUACCAUGAACACAGAGGUGCUCCGGAACAGAUUGGUACCUGUGGGAAAUCUGCUUCACCACUUGGAUGGACCUACAAGGGACAAUUUUGAAACCUCUAUUCACUUAAGUGUCUCUAUUGCCUCCCUUAUGCAGUGGAUGACUGAAGUAGCUUCCCAGGAUUCCCACACCCUAACUGAAGCAAACAUAGCCCUAAGGCAAAACACCUCUCUUGCCCUCAUGUGUACCCAGGUCCAGGUAUGGUACCUGGACGUAAUUAAGGGUAUUAUACUGCAAUUCCUGAAAGGACACAUCCCCCUAGAACUACAAAAUCUGUUAAGAAAGGAAACCAGGCAGUCUCCACAUUUAACCCCUUAUGACUGGCUAACACAAUUCAGCUUUGAUCAAAUUUGUGGUCUAUCGAUCUUAUAAUCAUGGGGGUGGUUAGUGGUAAAAUAAAUCAAGUAUUCCCAAUAAUAAAAUUGGGGAGCCAGAUCAAUGACACUUUCAUGAUCCCACAAACAGGCAAACAUUGGGCUUUAAAACAACCUAAUGGCCAAUUGGAAGCCAUUGCAGUCAAUAACUGUGAGGAUGUUGGCUCCAGUUUCCUUUCUGAAGAACUUAUGUUACAGCCCAAACCCUUUGUUUUGACCCUGAUUUUUCAAUUUGUCCCUAUGUAAUGUUCAAAGACCCCAGUGCUCAAUCCCUACUUGUCAGCAUUGGUUUUGGAUGUGUUUGUCUCCAUACCCUUCGUCAAUCCAUUACAGUGAAUGAAUUUUAUAAUAUUACUGGCCUGCAACACAACAUCUGUCUAUGUGAUGUCAGAUCCAUCACUGGGUGUGACAUUCAGUACAGAAAGAGGACCAUGAUACCUCAGUCAAUCACCCCACAGUACAGCCUUUUGAAAUCUAAACUUACCCCAAUCCACCUAGGUACAUCCCCCCAAGCCCUCAGACAUGCUGCCACACACCCAGAACUCCAACCAGCCCUGCAAGCAUUACAGUCCCAAGCCAACAAAACCUAUACUAUCAUCCAAACUAAUAACCACCAAGUCACCCAGGAACUCACCAAAAUCAAAGAAAAAUCCACCCUGUUGUAAUACUCUUCACCCUAAUGAUAAUUUUAACAUUCCUAACUAUAUUCCUGUACUGUAAACUCAUUGACACCCUACGUACUGUACGUGCUAAAAUAGAUGAGGCUAAAGCAUUAGGCCAAAUAUUACAGUGACAUCACCCUGAGGGCCAAUGUCAAGUUGGGGAAUAAUGUAGCAAGAAACCUUUUUACCUGCCCCCACCCCUCAAAUGUGAAGCUCCUCCAUAUGGCAAAAGCCCCUUUUGCAGUAUUUGCCCCCUUUUGGGGAUGCUUUCUCUUUUCUACCUUUUCUUCCUUCCUCUCUUUUUCUCUUAUUAUAUUAUUAUUAUUUUUAUAUAAGGUGUAACUGUAGUGAAAAUAUCGGUCCCGGAAUGAAUCAUGGUUGACUGUGUAACACAGUAGCUAGUCUGGAUAAACAAAUACAGAGCCAGGAACUCCCUGAAACUUCACUGUUAAAGGCGUGGAAGCCCCGGUUUGAACUAAUCAACUCUGGAAACAGACCCUUGAAAUGCCCCCUGAUCAACCGUUCCAGAGCUCUAUUCACCACGGCAGUGAAUCAAUCAAAAUUCAUCAAUGGACUCUAACGACUGCACAUACCUGCAGACCUGACCCCUGGGGCUGACAGCUGCCAUCCAGCAGCUAUCAAGACGGACUUCCCUCGAGGUCAACGACCCCUGGAUUGGGUAAGCCGGAGAACUGGGGAGUCACCAAAGUCUGCCAGAGAGGAAUAAAAGGGAACAAAGAAUGAGCCGCAAUGGCCCCCUCUUUGACGUGACCAGCACCCCGCCUGUCCACCCAGAAGGUCCAGCUGGGGACUCCCUUCUGGAGCAACAUCACACGGAAAGAAGCCUCAAUUGGCCAUCAACGGUGGACUCCAGGUGUGCUUCAGCCUUUCCCUCCGUGUACCAUAGCUCAAUGGCUCCACCACCGAGUAUCCCCAGCAAUUUCAGGGGUGAGUCACCUCAAAUGCUCCACCCCUUUUGGGGCUCGAUUUCAAUACCCCAGGUGGGGAGAUCCCUUGCAACUUCUGCUGCCGUUCGCCAUCCAGGCACUCUCUGAUCACGCUGGCUCCCUCCUUUGCCGGCGCAGAGAGCCUCCACCUCCUCACUUGCUCUCCCCUCCCUGCUGCCGGCAGCUGCUUUUAUUCUUGCUGGCUGGUGCAUCCUCAUGACAUCAUCUGCCAGCCUUAAUUGCAAAAAGGCAUGGCUUGUGAACCACGUGGGCUCUUCCCUUCAGUGUUCCAGAGUUUCUUCUGCCACAGGUAAGUAAAUGUUUUGGUUUUUUCCUCCAUUUUGGGAUCUUUUUCAGUGUCGAGCCCCACAGAUGGGGCUUCCCGGUCAUAGUUUUCAUAGAUUUCAUAGAUUUCAUAGACAUUAGGGCUAGAAGGGACCUUGGAAGAUUGAGUCCAGCCCCCUGCCCGAAGGGCAGGAAGUCAGCUGGGGUCAUAGGAUCCUAUAGGUCCCGCUUCUCCUUAUCUCCAGGACACAACCCUCCCUCCCUGCCCAAGCAGCCAUGGGGCAUUUCAUUCCAUUGCAUUAGGUUUCUACCUGCGUCAACGGUUGUUUCUUUAAUUUGUUGUGGACCAACUUCAUCUCUGGAGUCCUCUCCGCACCUGGAUAGGAAGUCCGCCCUUAUGUUAUUUUUUCCUGGGCGAUGUAAUAUAUGAAAUUUGAAGGGUUGGAGUGCUAGGGCCCACCUUGUGAUAUAGGCAUUAUCUAUUUCAGUUGAGCUCAGCCACUUCAAGGGGGCGUGAUCUGUUACUAAUGUGAGUUCUUUCCCCAUCAGGUAAUACCUGAAGUGCUCCACAACCCAGCGGAUCGCCAGACACUCCCGUUCUAUGGAGGUGUACCUUGUUUCUGGGGGCAGUAGCUUUUUAUUGGCAUAGGUGACUGGCCUCUCCGUUUCAGUGUCUUUCUGGGUCAACACAGCCCCCACUGCUGUUUCAGAGGCAUCAGUCUGUAAAAUAAAAGGUUUUUGGAAGUCA